Messenger RNA from Rhizopus microsporus ATCC 52813, 1647 nucleotides. RefSeq names its product galactose oxidase. Bases 1 to 1647 code for a protein of 548 amino acids. Lineage: Eukaryota; Fungi; Mucoromycota; Mucoromycetes; Mucorales; Rhizopodaceae. The record is from RefSeq and is a predicted model, not a curated record. The transcript has a single exon. Gene Ontology annotation, molecular function: protein binding.
AUGGUAGAGUACUCGCAACCUAUACGCACCACGGGUGAAAGACUUGGUUCUCUCGUUGGAGCUUCACUUACGACAGUUGGCGACAGCGUCUAUGUCUUUGGCGGAUUUGAUCAAUACACCGAUGAAAUCUUUAAUAAAUUGUAUAAACUUGAGUACAAAGACACAUGCCAUUGGACACAAGUGAUUUAUACAAAAGGAGAGCCACCUAUCAAACGCCACGAUCACUCAGCUACCUUAUGGAACGGAAAUAAAUUAAUUAUUUUUGGCGGCAAUUCUGAAGAAGAUCGAUACUUUAAUGACAUUGUCGUACUCGACCUCGAUACGCUCACCUGGCAUCAUCCAGAGACGGCUGGAUUUAUUCCUGAAGGACGCAUUAAACAUUCGGCAACUAUUUUUGAAGACAAGCUCUAUAUUGCAGGAGGAGUGUAUGCAGACUCGACAUCCUCUUUUGCAGACACCCUACUGGUUUUAAACUUGCAGACCUGGGAAUGGGAAAGACCGAUACCAUUUACGAGACGAGCACAGCAUAUGAGUUUUGUGUAUAACAAAAGAUUGUACCUGUAUGGAGGUCUGCGGGAAGAUAUGAGUCGAUCCAAUGAUUUUACGUUUAUUGAUUUAUACAGGCCCGAUAACAUGACACAACUCGACAUCACGUCAACAUCUUCACCGUCGUUGUUGUUUGGUCAGCGAUUUGCUCAAAUAUGUGGCGAUCAAUUAGUUGUCCUGGUAACCAUACCAUUUAGAGAAGCUGUGAUCACCGCUCCUGCAACUGGAUUAUGGACCUUGGAUUUGUCAUGUAUGCAGUGGCAGUGUCGUGAAUUAGGGGAGCGAUAUGAAACUUGCAGCUGGCACUGUUUUUCAAUGACUGAAAAUGACAAAUACUUUUAUCUGUUUGGCACAAAUGAAGACGACCCCGAAGAAUUCUAUUCGAUGACGCUGCGGGUAGAUCUGGAGGAAGUCGGUGUCGUGCCUGUACCACCUCCACAACUGGGACAUGAUUUGCUUAGGCUAAUGAAAGAAGAAAACAAGAAGGGACAAGAGCCAAACUUUACUAUUUGCUCAUCUAUAGAACCAGACGAACCUGGCAUAUCCGUCCAUCGUCUGAUCCUUCUCGCUCGAUGGCCCUAUUUUGUGAGCCUGUGGGACUCUGGUAUGUCAGAAGCAGUGAAUAACAAGAUUGCGAUUGCUGAACCUUUGUCAACACUCAGAGGAUUUGUAAAGUACCUGUACUCAGAUUCAAUAGAAGACGAAAACGAAUUUCCAACAGAACUGGUUUCUGAUUUGUUAGUAAUGGCUCAUAUCUAUAUGGUGCCUAGACUCUCGGCCCUGUGUGUCAGAAGAUUGUUUAACGAAAUAGAUAUUGAAACAGCAAGUAAAAUCUAUCACAGCGCAAGCCUUUCAGAACAAAAAGGAUUGCAGCAAGCAGCACUGCAUUACAUCUUUCAGCAUUUUGGCGCAGUGUCUCAUACAGCAGCCUUCAGGUCCCUGCCAAGGCCAAUACUAUUUCAAAUAUGGGACUACAUGCCAGAAAAUGCCUCCAUCGUAGGCAGAGGACAACAAGAUAUGUACCAACAAUCCCUUCCAGCAACACAAAUCACAUUUUUAGAAAACGAAAAUAGAGAAGACGACCUUGAGAUGGAUGACUAG